This is a messenger RNA of Thrips palmi, 1918 nucleotides long. RefSeq names its product putative nuclease HARBI1. The transcript has 4 exons. Lineage: Eukaryota; Metazoa; Arthropoda; Insecta; Thysanoptera; Thripidae. The record is from RefSeq and is a predicted model, not a curated record. The coding region runs from base 493 to 1608 and encodes 371 amino acids.
GGCGCUCGCAAAGCGAAAAACAAGCCCUCCACUUUCGGCCGUGACUCAUCGCGGUGCCAUUCGACUCCUGGUCCUGGAAAGGCGCGUGUUUGGGGGAAGCCGAGUAUCCGUGCCCGAGAAGCCCAAGGUUAAAGGAGUUGAGCUAUGAGGAGCGCAAUCAACCCAUUGCUAGCGCUGCCUUGGCUGUCGCUGUCGCUGCGCUAAGCUGCCUGGACUGGAAUUCUGUAAAACUAGCGACAUCUCUCGGUAUCGGUAAGUCGGCAUUUACCGACUCCCGCCAAAAGUUAUCGAAACCGCCAUUCUGUACACUGCGUUACCGACUAUCGAGUCGGUCGUCUGUCGCUAGUCGACUCGAUAAUUAUCGGGCUCCCAAGACCGCCCGAUAAGUGUUACCGACGGGGCGUUGUGACAGCUAGGCUGUCAAACCAUUCUCAAACAUUCGUUCUUAGUUGAGUGAAUUGAAGAGUUUUUGAACCAAGAAAGUCACCAGGAAUGGCUUUGGGAUACGCCGCGUUCGACUUGAUGUACCUAGAACAUCGUGUUCAACGAUUGGAACGUAAAGUCGAGACAAGAGCGUGGAGGGACACUCAUGAUCCUUUUGAACUUCAUGAUGAUCGGUUCAUUAAAUUGUUUCGUCUGAGCCCAGACUUGGCUACAGAACUGGUGGAAGAACUGCGUCCUGCACUGGAACGUCAGCGGCCCUAUGGAAUUUCUGUAGAGCAUCAGGUGUUGGCUGCGUUAAGGUUCUAUGCCACAGGAUCAUAUCAAGAAGCUGUUGGAGAGUCAUAUGAUCUUGCACUCAGCCAGCCCUCUAUUAGCCGUUGUGUGAGGGAUGUAACAAACGCCAUUAAUCAGCGACUUCUCCGAAGAUGGGUGAAGUUUCCUAUGACUCCUAAUGAUCGUUAUGCAGCCAAGUUGAAAUUCCAGAAUGCACCUCAGCCUUUUCCGGGAGCAAUUGGUGCCAUGGAUUGCACUUACAUUCAUAUUUUGGGUCCGAGUCAAAAUGAAGAAGCCUUUGUAAACCACCAUGGUGAUCACACCCUCAACGUCCAAGCUAUUUGUGACCCUGACUUUAAGCUGUUGAAUGUGAAUGCUCGCUAUCCUGGUGCCAGAAAUGAUUAUUUCAUUUGGAGCAACUCAGCAGCUCAGCGAGCCAUGAGGCGCCUGUAUCAAAAUGGUGAACGAGAAACCUGGCUUAUAGGAGAUGAUGGCUAUUUUGUAGAACCUUGGUUAAUGACACCUUUGAAGCAUGAAAGGGUUGGCACUCCAAGGUUUCGUUAUAAUGAAGCCUUGUGCAAAGCCAGAUGUGUUAUUGAGCGGUGCUUUGGUGUCUUCAAAGCACAGUUCAGGUGUUUAUCUGCUCAGAGGAAAUUGAUGUAUGAUCCAGAAAUGGCGGGCAAAAUAGUUAAUGCAUGUGCUGUAUUACACAACAUGAGAUUGGAAAAUAAUUUGCAUGAUGUGGAAGUUGAUCCAGAAGAAGUAGAACUUCAUCGUCGAGCUCAUCGACCCAACCCAAGAGAUGAGAGAGAUGACAAUGAUCAGCCUCUGACUAUGAGGGCUCAAGGGAUAAGGGUUCAAGAGCGUCUAAUAGCCAGGCACUACUCUUAAAAGUGUAUGGCGCUCCUUGUGGAAUGUGUCUGCAGCUUUUGGGAAGGAGAACAAAAUAUGCCCGUCUUUCUGUUUUUUACUGUAUUUACAACAAAAGGGGUUGAUACGUGUUUUAGGAGUUGCUGCUCCCUAACUAGCCUCGUAUUGACUCAAGGCUGACUGUGAUCAUCUAUGUCUGACCCCUUUCAAUAUUCAUGAAAUGAAAAUGGAAGGAGCCCAAGUUUUGUGAUAUGUUUUUAGUGCCCUCUUGGAGCACCAUGUGAGCGCACUCUAAAUGUCUUAUGGUGAAAGGCUGCACCAACAUAUUAUG